Messenger RNA from Microcebus murinus (gray mouse lemur), 3024 nucleotides. Lineage: Eukaryota; Metazoa; Chordata; Mammalia; Primates; Cheirogaleidae. The record is from RefSeq and is a predicted model, not a curated record.
CACCCCCGCCAGGACUCCACGGGUUAAAAUCCAGAUGUCACAUCAGCCGUUCCAAACUCCUCCUCGCCCAGUGAGGCGAAGACUUUUGAAAAUCACCCCACUGCAGACUCCUCCCCUCGCUGAGAACCUCGCUCUGAAAGGCUGCGAAUGACCAGGGCCCCCGUGCAGUCGCGGGAAGCCCGAGUUUCCAGCUCGGACGCCCAGGGGACGUGGUGUGUGUGGCUCAGGACGUUGCGGGCGGAGGCUGCCACCAUGGGGUUCGGCGGCUGGAUGCUGCGCUGCACCGUCGCCCUGCUCCUCGCCGCGGCGGGGGCUGCAGUGGAAAGCACGUGUGAGAGGAACGAGUUCCGGUGUGGGGACGGGAAGUGCAUCUCCUACAAGUGGGUUUGCGACGGCAGCGCCGAGUGUCCCGAUGGCUCGGACGAGCUCCGGGAGACCUGCAUGUCGGUCACCUGCAGAUCCACGGACUUCAGCUGCGGCGGCCGCGUCAACCGCUGCGUCCCCCAGCUCUGGAGGUGCGACGGCCAGGUGGACUGCGAGAACGGCUCGGACGAGCAAGGCUGCCCCCCCAAGACGUGCUCCCAGGACGAGUUCCGCUGCCACGACGGCAAGUGCGUCGCCCGGCAGUUCGUCUGCGACUCGGACCGCGACUGCCCCGACGGCUCAGACGAGGCCUCGUGCCCGGCGGCCACCUGCGGCCCCGCCGACUUCCAAUGCAAUGACUCGGCCUGCGUGCCCGGGCUGUGGGCCUGCGACGGCGACCCCGACUGCAGGGACGGCUCCGACGAGUGGCCGCAGCGCUGCGGGGGCCGCGACACGCUCGCCCCGCAAGGCGACCGCGGCCCCUGCUCCGCCCACGAGUUCCACUGCCGCAGCGGCGAGUGCGUGCACGGCAGCUGGCGCUGCGACGGCGGCCCCGACUGCAGGGACAAGUCCGACGAGGAGGGCUGCGCCGUGGCCACGUCGCCGGACGAAUUCCAGUGCUCGGACGGGCGACCUGAGUCCACGGCAGCCCGGCAGUGUGACCGGGAGUACGACUGCAAGGACCUGAGCGACGAGCUGGGCUGCGUCAACGUGACGCUGUGCGAAGGGCCCAACAAGUUCAAGUGCCACAGCGGCGAAUGCAUCACCCUGGACAAAGUGUGCAACUUGGUCAGGGACUGCCGGGAUUGGUCGGACGAGCCCAUCAAGGAGUGCGGCACCAACGAGUGCUUGGACAACAAUGGCGGCUGCUCCCACAUCUGCGACGACCUCAAGAUCGGCUACCAGUGUCUGUGCCCCGGCGGCUACCGGCUGGUGGACCAGCGGCGGUGCGAAGACAUCGACGAGUGUCAGGACCCGGACGCCUGCAGCCAGCUCUGCGUGAACCUGGAGGGCGGCUACAAAUGCGAGUGUCGGGACGGCUUCCGGCUGGACCCCCACACCAAGGCCUGCAAGGCGGCGGGGUCUGUCGCUUACCUGUUCUUCACCAACCGCCACGAGGUGCGCAAGAUGACGCUGGACCGCAGCGAGUACGCCAGCCUCAUCCCCAACCUGAAGAACGUGGUGGCUCUGGACACCGAGGUGGCCGGCAACAGGAUCUACUGGUCCGACCUGUCCCAGAGGAAGAUCUACAGCACCCGGAUCGACGGCGCCCACGGGCUGGCGCCCCACGACACGGUCAUCAGUGGGGACCUCCAGGCCCCCGACGGGCUGGCGGUGGACUGGGUCCACGGCCACAUCUACUGGACCGACUCCGUGCCAGGCACCGUGUCCGUGGCCGACACCAAGGGCGUCAGGAGGAAAACGCUGUUCCAGGAGAUCGGCUCCAAGCCCCGGGCCAUCGUGGUGGACCCCGUUCACGGCUUCAUGUACUGGACCGACUGGGGGACCCCUGCCAAGAUCAAGAAAGGGGGCCUGAACGGCGUGGACGUGUAUUCGCUGGUGACAGAAGACAUCCAGUGGCCCAACGGCAUCACCCUGGGUAUCGGCCGGCUCUACUGGGGGACGUGCAUCGAUUCCAGUUCCACAUGUGAAGGCGCGGGGCGACGGAAGACGGUCUUGGAGGACGAGAAGAGGCUGGCGGCACCAUCUUCCUUAACGCCCCUGCAGGACAAAGUGUUUUGGACGGACAUCAUCAAUGAAGCCAUCUUCAGUGCCAACCGCCUCACGGGCUCGGACAUUCAUUUGGUGGCUGAGAACCUGUUGUCCCCGGAGGACAUGGUCCUCUUUCACAACCUCACGCAGCCGAGAGGGGUGAACUGGUGUGAGAGGUCCACACUCCGCAACGGUGGCUGCCAGUACCUGUGUCUCCCGGCCCCGCAGAUCAACCCGCGCUCGCCCAAGUUCACCUGCGCCUGCCCCGACGGCAUGCUGCUAGCCAAGGACAUGAGGAGCUGCCGCACAGAGGCUCAGCCCGUCCCGACCACCCAGGGGACCUCCAGGGUCAGCUCCCCGGCCUCGGGGCCGAAGCACACGGUCACCCGGCCUGCUCCUGCCACCUCCCGGACACCCGUGGCCGUUUCUGGGCUCCAGGCACGGCGGAGACGGGUGACGGUGUGUCCAUCCAAGAAGUAUCUCCCCCCGCUCAACCCGGCUUGCUUCCUUGCACCCUUCCGCGACACCCGGUUGCGUUUCUGGGCUCCACGGGCGGAGACGGUGGACGGUGACGGUGUCAUUCCAAGCGGCGUUUCCCUGCACGUGACUGUCGUCAGCCUGCUAUGCUUUCUGUGCGCCUCACUUUCCCCCUUGUCCCCCGCAGCCCUGGGCGACGCGGCCGGCAGAGGGGACGAGGAGAAGCCCGCGGGGGUGGCGGCCCUGUCCAUCGUCCUCCCCAUCGCGUUCCUCGUCCUGUUCUGCUUUGGGGGCUUCCUCCUCUGGAAGAACUGGAGGCUCAAGAACAUCAACAGCAUCAACUUUGACAACCCCGUGUACCAGAAGACCACGGAGGACGAGGUGCACAUCUGCCGCAGCCAGGAAGGCUACACCUACCCCUCGAGACAGAUGGUCAGCCUGGAAGAAGACGUGGCGUGAACACUGGCCUCG